Molecule: messenger RNA, 1525 nt
Organism: Orycteropus afer afer
Lineage: Eukaryota; Metazoa; Chordata; Mammalia; Tubulidentata; Orycteropodidae
Product: tumor suppressor candidate 3
Cellular component (GO): oligosaccharyltransferase complex
Source: RefSeq, a predicted model, not a curated record
GGGCUUUUCCAGGACCCUCUUCCCGUGAACCGGAUGCUCUGUCAGUUUCUUCCUCCGUGACUUUGAUAGCCACCCGUGUUCCUUGUGAAGCAGCUGCUACUCCAGAGGGCCCAGGUAGAGGGCUCUGGUGACGGGUCCGGCAGGUGUAGGACGCCGGUAGGAGCUGGGCGCCCACGGUUAUCGUGCGUGGAGGAGACACUGCCCUACGGCGAUGGGGGCCAGGGGCGCUCCUUCACGCCGGAGGCUGGCGGGACGGCGGCUGCGGUACCUGCCCACCGGGAGCUUUCCCUUCCUCCUCCUUUUGCUCCUCCUUUGCAUACAGCUCGGAGGAGGACAAAAGAAAAAGGAGAAUCUUUUAGCUGAAAAAGUAGAACAGCUGAUGGAAUGGAGUUCCAGGCGCUCAAUCUUCCGAAUGAAUGGUGAUAAAUUCCGGAAAUUUAUAAAAGCACCACCUCGAAACUAUUCUAUGAUUGUUAUGUUCACUGCUCUUCAGCCUCAGCGGCAGUGUUCUGUGUGCAGGCAGGCUAAUGAAGAAUAUCAAAUACUGGCUAACUCCUGGCGCUAUUCAUCUGCUUUUUGUAACAAACUCUUCUUCAGUAUGGUGGACUAUGAUGAGGGAACAGAUGUUUUUCAACAGCUCAAUAUGAACUCUGCUCCUACAUUCAUGCAUUUUCCUCCAAAAGGCAGACCCAAAAGAGCUGACACUUUUGACCUUCAAAGAAUUGGAUUUGCAGCUGAACAACUAGCAAAAUGGAUUGCUGACAGAACAGAUGUUCAUAUUCGGGUUUUCAGACCACCCAACUACUCUGGCACCAUUGCUUUGGCACUAUUAGUGUCACUUGUUGGUGGUUUGCUCUACUUAAGAAGGAACAAUCUGGAAUUCAUCUAUAACAAGACUGGUUGGGCCAUGGUGUCUCUGUGUAUAGUCUUUGCCAUGACUUCUGGCCAGAUGUGGAAUCAUAUCCGUGGACCUCCAUAUGCUCACAAGAACCCUCAUAAUGGGCAAGUGAGUUACAUUCAUGGGAGCAGCCAGGCUCAGUUUGUGGCAGAAUCACAUAUUAUUCUGGUACUGAAUGCUGCUAUCACCAUGGGGAUGGUUCUUUUAAAUGAAGCUGCAACUUCCAAAGGAGAUGUUGGAAAAAGACGGAUCAUUUGCCUAGUGGGAUUAGGCCUGGUGGUCUUCUUCUUCAGUUUUCUGCUUUCAAUAUUUCGUUCCAAGUACCACGGCUAUCCUUAUAGCUUUUUAAUUAAAUGAAGCCAAGUGGGAUAUGCAUAAAGUGAAUGUUUUCCAUGAAGAUAAACUGUUCCUGACAUUAUACUAUUUUGAAUUCCUGAGUUCAUUUCUUUGUCGAUUGUGAUAAGCUAGUAUAUUCUUGUAUAUUUUUUUUUAAAUGUGGAUUUUGCUAGUAAAUUUAAUUUCCAGAAAUGGAUGGUAAAAUUUAAUAUUAUCUACAAAGGAAGCAAAUAACUGUUUUUCCAACAUAGUGUAUGCCACAGGAUUGAAUAAAUUAUAAUGUAAUUAUGA